AUGGACGCUGCCGCUAGCAAGCGCCGCGUGCCUGCCGACGCGGAGGUGAACGCUGCAGAGGGUGGACGCGCCGCUCCCCCUCGCGCUCGAGGUGCUGCGCGCCGCCCCGCCGCCGCGUCCGGCUCGUGGUUUGGCGCGCCGCUCGUGUACGCCGUCGUGACGUUCUUCAGCCUCAUGAUCCUCGUGCACGUGUGGCAGUUCUCGAGCUCGCAGAUGCACCCGGUGCUCUCCACGCCCUUCCACAACAAGACGAUGGUGCAGUUCACCACCAAGUUCGGCACCUUCACCGUGGACCUGUACCCGGAGCACGCGCCCAAGACCGUGGAGGCCUUCAAGAAGCUCGUGGACGGCGGCUUCUACACGAAGGACGCCGGCUUCUACUACAACGAGCCCAAGUUCGUGCUGCAGGGGGGAGGCUUCCUCUUCGGCAAGGAGUCGCCCAUCGGCAACCUGCCCGUCGAGUACAGCGCGCCCAGCACGGAGAGGAUGGUGGUCAUCGCGCGCAGCCACAAGUCGGACUCGGGCAACACCGAGUUCGCCAUCAUGCUGCACGACAACACCGAGAGGAACCAGCCGAGCGAGGACGGACCGGGAUACACAACGUUCGGGCGAGUGGUGGAAGGCUGGCACACGAUCGAAUUCAUCUCCAAGAAGAUGUCGUCCGGCUUCAUGGCCAAGGAGGACCGCGAUCGCCAGAUUGGUUUCGAGAAGGUCGAGUUCGUCGAGAGAUUGUCGAACGACAACUACGACGCCAAGAUGCGUCUUGAAGAACUGACGUACGUGCUGGAGACGCCGCACAGCGUCGUUGUUAUCUCCGAGAAGGACUGCCCCGAGAAGAAGGAGGUGCAGAAGAUGCUUCACAAGUACCGCACGACGGUGCGUACCAAGGAGAUUGGCUUCUCCAACCACAUUCCGUACGAGCUGGAGGCGGUGGAGGCGCUCACGGGCCGCAAGUCGCUCCCGCUUGUGUUCAUCAAGGGCAAGUACGUCGGCGGCCUGCGUGAAGUGCAGAAGCUGCAGCAGACUGGAACGCUCCGCACGAUGUUGGAGAAGAGCGGCACGCUCGCCGAAGACAUCGUAUGGUCAGCCAUCAACCAGAACGGGCUGGUUCUGUUUAGCAAGUCGUACUGCCCGUAUUGCAAGAAGACCAAGGAGACACUGGCGGGACUUGGCGCCAAGCCCCUUGUGUUCGAGCUGGACACUCGCGAGGACGGCGCUGCCAUCCAGGCUUUCCUGUUCCGAUUGACGCGCCAAUCCACCGUGCCCAAUCUCUUCAUCAAGGGCAAGAGCGUCGGUGGAAACGACAACGUGCAGGAAUUGCUGCGAUCUGGCGAGCUGGUUGACCGGCUCAAGAAGGCUCAUGCCAUCGACUAA
Messenger RNA from Phytophthora sojae, 1374 nucleotides. RefSeq lists its product as hypothetical. Lineage: Eukaryota; Oomycota; Peronosporomycetes; Peronosporales; Peronosporaceae. The transcript has a single exon. Gene Ontology annotation, biological process: protein peptidyl-prolyl isomerization; cellular response to oxidative stress. The record is from RefSeq and is a predicted model, not a curated record. Gene Ontology annotation, cellular component: cytoplasm. Bases 1 to 1374 code for a protein of 457 amino acids. Gene Ontology annotation, molecular function: peptidyl-prolyl cis-trans isomerase activity; glutathione disulfide oxidoreductase activity.